Molecule: messenger RNA, 4866 nt
Organism: Prorocentrum cordatum
Lineage: Eukaryota; Dinophyceae; Prorocentrales; Prorocentraceae
Source: the annotation of a GenBank genome assembly
AUGUCGAGUGGCGCGACUACGACCGGAGGAGCUGCUAGCGGUUCAGCAGCACUCCGAUUAGACGUCCCAUCUUGGGACGGAGAGCCCGACAAGCUGCUUGCAUACAAGUUCGACGUCGGGCUCUUCAGCAAGAGCUAUAAGGUGCAGGACAGGUACGUGGUGGGACCCCAGCUGGUAAGAGCUCUGGGGGCAAGAACACGUAGACUGGCACAGGCGUGGCCAGACAUCGACAAUAUUGAUGAGGUCACCGACGAGGGCAAACUGACAGGAAGGCAACGCGUCUUCGACUUCCUCUUGUCGAAGCUUGACCUGUCCAACGUGAACGAGAUGGGUAACUCUGCGGAGAACAUCUUCAACAAGCUCCAGCGGGAGCCGGGUGAGGGCUUCCCCGACUGGACGGCGCGCUGGGAGGCGGACGAGCGCGACCUCUUGUCGCAGCUGAAGGCGGUGGACAGCUCGGACGUGGUGGUACCUCGCCGAUCGCGCCUGAGCCCUGUGGCCAGGGGCGGGAUCACCGCUACGGCGGCGGGCGACUACGAAUACGGCAGUGCGUACAAGGCGCUGUGCACGAGGUACCCGCUGGAGGCGCUAAAGGAGAUCGACGGGGGUCGCGAGAAGAAGGACAGGCGCGCGGGGUUCUUCGGCGAGGUCGAGGAGGCCGAGCAGGAGGACUACGACUUCGAGGACAGGUCCGCGAUUGCGGACAUUGUGGACCAGCUGGUGAACUUAGCGGACGAGGAGGACUCGACCCUCUUCGAAGACUCCGAGCUUGUCGACGACUACGAGGACGGCAUCUACGCGGAGUUCAGGCAGCUGGGCAGGAACUUCAAGGGCGCGAGGGACCUCAUUAGGAAGGUCAAGGUGGCAAGGGAAUACUACCCCAGGGGCCCCCUCGUCCUCGACAACUACGCGAUGGUCAACGAUCUUCUCGUCAGGACGGUGGUCAAGAACCUGCGCGUGACAGGCUUCGGACACCAGGCGAAGGGUUGCCCCGAGAGGACGAAGGACCGCGGCAAGCGACAGCCCAACGAGACGACCUCGUUUGCGCUUCUAGAGCUCGGCGACCUGGUGCUCCUCUUGGACGACGCGGGCGGCGUCUGGGCGAUCCUUGACUGCGGCGCCACGAGGAGCCUCAUCGGUGUGACGAUGGCCGAGCACCUCAUCUACGACAUGGAGGAGAAGCACAGCAUGCUGUUCGACGUGGUGGAACGGACGCGGCACUUCACUUUCGGCGACGGCAAGCGCAAGAGCUCGAUGGGCACCAUGACGGGUGCCAUCUUUCUCGGUGACGACAAGGAGAAGAUCGAGAUCUCGAUCAUGGACAACGAGGUGCCCCUGCUGAUCGGCAUGGACGUGCUGGGGCCUGAUCAUACCAACGCCCUCAUCGACUGCGGUAACGGAUACCUGAUGCUGCCGAAGAUCUCACAUCACGUCUUCCAGUGCCGGAAGAUGCCCAGUGGUCACCUCGCCAUCAACGUGACGACUCCGACGUGGUGGCAGAACAUCCCACGCAGCCUCCCGGACAUUGUCGGGAUCACACAGUGCAGCGCCAUGAAGGACGAGGCUGAGACGUCCGCGGUCGUGGACGAGGCGGUGCUGGAGCUGGGCAUCUUGGGGACCAUCUUCGGGGACCAAGAGUUCGAGGGCAACGAUCAAAGAAACCGAGACAUCUCCAAGAGCGCAGUGAGCGCGUCGACGUCAGCUCAGAUCCAGUCCGAGGCCAGGGUCAUACAAGACGAGUUCGCUUCUGUACCCCCAAAAGAUGUGACCACGAAGGCUGCUGGAUCGAAUCCGACCGCCACCAUCGUCCAGGCGGCCAAGUCCAAGGCGCCGGGAUGUCAGAAGUGCGGCUGCUGCAGACAACCAGGUCGCAAGCGGAACGGGUGUUCGUGCACAAGAGGCCAGACCCACCAAUGUCGGCUGUGGGAGGCCGGGUACCCGUCGCUGAACUUCGUGCAAAACUACCGUCCACCUCGUCGGAAGAACGACCCGCCACAAGCAGGCCCCACCGAGCGCAUGAUUCCCAGGCCGGCGAGCCCAGAGGUCAGUUGGCGGUGCAGGUCCGAGGUGAUCUACCUGAGGUGGAGGCGGAUGCUGUCCAAGAUCCUGAAGAGACUGGCGAACGACCCGUCCUCGGAAUCCUUCGAGAUGCUGGACGACUCACCCGAGAAGGACCUGGACAUCAUGCAGAAGGCGAUCGAUCAGUACGAUCGGGACUACACGAAGGAGAUCGGCGACGACGUUAACUUUCUGUCCCGCAACGGCCGCUACGACCUGCUCGAGGUCUGCACGCCUCCGAAAUCUCGUCUCUCCCAGGCGGUGAUCGACCUCGGUGGAACUGCCUUCCGAGCUGGGGUACACAACGGGUUCGACAUGGCUACGAAGACUGGAGUACGACGGCUUACUCUGUGCAGUCGGCAACAUCGGCCUCGACGCAUCGUCAUGAGUCCCCCGUGCACCGCGGACUGCCAACUCCAGAACUGGAAUAAGAAGACCCCAGAGGACUGCGAACGUCUAAGUAAAAAGGUGCAGCAGGCUUGUCCGAUACAAGCUGGGUGCGAAACCAUCAUGUCAGUCGGGCUCCAAUUCCGUGGGACCCAGAUCGACCUGGAGCAGCCGCAGAGAUCUCAUAGCUGGGGACGUUCGGAGGCACUGAAGCGCAUCAGGGAGCAGACCUACGAGACGCUGGUGUCUGGCUGUGCUUACGGCCUCCGCUGCCCCCGCCGCGGUCUCCUCUUGCCCAAGGUCUGGAGGAUCUGCUCUACCGACCCCGAGCUGCAGAAGGCCAUCGGCAAGCGCUGCAGUAGUCGCCCUGGUCGGCAUGACAACCACGAGCAUGGUGAGAUCCUCGGGGGGAAGGUGGUAGCGGCCACAGCGUUCUACCCCGAGGCGUUGUGCAAGGCCUGGGCGAAGCACCUUCUGCGUGCCAGAGGUGGUACUACAGCUGGACCCUCAGCUCUCCUGGCGACGGACCAGGACACUGACGAUGGCAUCUUCGAGGGCAUCGACGAGGACGGCGAUCAGGAGAUGGAGGAACCGCAGGCGUCAGACGAGGAGCUCGACGAGGAUGACCCCAGGGAGCUCUCCAAGGACGGCGGCACGCUGAGCACCAAGGAGGCCCAGGAGAUAGAGCACCGCCUCAGCCGACUUCAUCGCAAUCUGGGUCACCCCAGCGUCCGAACCAUGUUCAAGAUUCUUAAGAACUCGGGGGCGAGCAUCCAGGUUCUGAAGAUGGUCAAGAAGUUUCAGUGCCACGCCUGCGACUCCUCGGUGUUGCCGAAGGCCGUCAGAACGGCUGCUGGCAUCGACAUUCCCGAGGUCUUCGAGGUGAUGGGGAGUGACGGUCUCGAGUGGACCGACCCUGUUGAUGACGCGACCUACUUGUUCACGCUGAACCUUGACGAGGGGUCUGGACUCGCGCAGAUCUUCAACCGCGGCGACAAGUCCCAGAGGUCCGGCAACCGAUCAGCGGCGGACCUCCUAGAGACCUGGAGAUCGUGGACGAAUCACUACCGCACUCCUCGCCUCAUUCGCUGCGACGCUGAGGGAUGUCAUCGAGCGGAACUUACCAAAAGCUGGUGCAGUGCGCGCGGGAUCGGGAUGUUCAUCGCUCCUGGCGAAGCGCACUGGCAAAUGGGCAAGGUUGAGCGCAGGAUUCAGCUGUUCAAGCGGACACUCACUAAGUUCAGGAAACAGAAUCACGACUGCGACAUCGACGAGGCCAUCAGCCAGGUCACGCACGCGAUCAACGAUCUUGACAAGAUCGGGAACCAUUCACCCUUCGUACACGCCUUUGGUACUGGAGGCCAUGGGGGCUCAGGCAACCCCUUUGCCAUCGUGGACGACAGCAACGGGGAGUCCCGGGAGCAGAGGCGAUCCAGCCGUCCGAACCUCCUGAGGACCAAGACGAUCGGAUGGACGAAGAAGCUGCUGAACCUGAUCCCUUGGACGGACGUACGGAACCAGCAGGGCAAGCCAACAGUCGAGGACAACGAUGAGGAGCUCUUCUCCCGGAUCGCCUUCGACGGGAACCGGGGCGGCACCGACUUCGAGCUGAUCGACGAGAACAUGACGGCCUACUUCGAGAUGAUCAAGUCCGAACUUGCGGACAGCCAGGGCGGACGUCGUCUCACUUCUCAGAUUCUGGACUGCUUCGUUGCCAACCAGAAGCGGAAGGAUAAGAUCGAGUUUCACUGUGGGAAGCUUUCCCCCUCCGAGAGGGCUGAGUUCCGCAAGGCCAUGGCGAAGGAGGUCGCCAACUGGAAGCAGUACAAAGGUCUCCGUCGUGUGCCCGUUUCCGAGGUAAAGGACCCUGCGGGCGUGAUCAGGUGCCGCUGGGUACUGACGCGCAAGAGCGAUGGGACCGCGAAGGCGCGCCUCGUCCUCCUCGGGUACCAGACCAAGGACGUCGGACAGGAGCCGGCUGCCUCACCAACGGCCUCGCGCCGCGCUCGGAAUCUACUCCUCACGGUCGCGGCCGCCAACUCCUGGACCAUCGUCGAGGGCGACGUGACCAGUGCGUUCCUGCAGGCGAACGACCUGAAGAAGGACCUCUUCGUGGAAGCCGACGAGGCGCUCUCUGCUGGGUUUGGUGUUCAACCUGGCCAAGUGCUACGCGUGGUGAAGCCAGGGUGCGGCAUCGGCGAGGCUCCUCGCAAAUGGUGGCAGACGGUGAAGCAGGACUUCGCCAAGCUGGGGCUGCAAGCGUGCGAUCUCGAACCAUGCCUGUGGAGUCUACGCUGUCCUGAGACCAUGGCGCUGCUGGGGCUCAUCAUGUGCCGCGUGGAUGACUUCGUUCUCUGCGGAGACCGAGACCAUCCAUCACGGCGGAAGGCGCUGAAGAGCAUCAAGGACCUCUGCGCGUGA